Closterium sp. Yama58-4 is the source of this 5112-nucleotide messenger RNA. The record is from the annotation of a GenBank genome assembly. Lineage: Eukaryota; Viridiplantae; Streptophyta; Zygnematophyceae; Desmidiales; Closteriaceae.
AUGCAGGCGAUAUGUCUGGAGGGCGAGGCGGGCCCCACGGGGAUGGCGGCGGGGCUGUCAGCGGCGGUGUGCGGCUCCAAGCUGUCCGUGCAGUUCAUGUGGAGCUUCUCCUACUGGAGUGCUUACUUCCUCACCUGGGUGAUCAUCCCCAUCAUGCAGGGCUACGAGGACGCGGGGGACUUCACGGCAAAGGAGAGGCUGCGCACGAGUGUGAGGACGAACCUCAUGCUCAUUGGCAUCGUGGGUGCUGUGGCCGUGGUGGGCAUUAUCAUCCUGCUCGCCACCAAGGAGAUGGCCUGGGACAACAUAGUGUCGCUGGCCAUAGGAGCAUCAAACGCGUUUGCGCUGAUAACGGGCGCGCUGCUGCUGGGGUACGGGCUGGUGGAGAUCCCAAGGGGCCUCUGGAGCCACGCUGACCUGGCGGAGCGCCACAAGUGGCUGUCGGUGCGCGUGGCCCGGGCGGCGCAGAGGCUGGACCAGGCGCACCAGGAGCUCAGCACCGCCAUCGUGAUUGCUCAAGCAACCUCACUGCAGAUGCCUAGACAUGAUCCCCUGCGACCCAUGAUGGAGAUCAUUGAUGCCAUGGCGAGUGAGGAUGCGGGGUUCAAGCCAUCGGGAGGGCAGAUAGGCGAGAACGACAUGGACUAUGAUGCCGACGCCAAGAGCAUGGCCGCUCUCCGGCGCCGCCUGCGCAACGCCCAGGACAAUUACUCGCGCUGCAAGACGGAGUACUGCACGGUGGUGUGGGAGGCGCUGCAGCUGGAGGAGACGCUGCACAACUGCUACCAGGGCACGGGGCGCUACACAUCCUACCUGCGCGCACCCAGAAAAGGCUUCUUUGCCCCAUUCCUCGAUGUUGUCGAGUGGUGGUGGCGCUGUGCCAUCCGCAGCCAUGUGGUGCGGGCCUUCGCACUGCUGCUCGGCCUCAUCUCCCUCGCCAUCCUCUUCGCAGAGGCCACCCUCCUCUCCCAGAAGUGGGUCGACCUCUCGCUCUUCUCCGUGCUGGUGCGCGCCGCCGCGCUGCACGGGGAGGCGGUGCAGCUGAUAGUGUUUGUGCCGCUGGUGUACCUGUGCGUGUGCACCUACUUCUCACUCUUCAAGCUCGGCAUGUUCUCCUUCUACUACCUCGUGCCCGGUCACACCGACUCCGUCUCGCUGCUCAUCAACUGCUCCAUGGUGUCGCGAUACGCCGCCCCCAUGUGCUACAACUUCCUGAGUCUCAUCCACCUGCGCCACUACAACUAUGUCACUGGCUCCGUUGAGCCCCUCGUCACUGUCUUUGAAAAGCGCAUGGGCGUGCUGCCCAAGUCGUUUGACCGCGUGUACCCGCUGUGCAUGGUGGCGUGGUCGCUGCUCAUCGCGCUCAACGUGCACCACCGCCUCUUUGACUCUGUCACGCACCUCCUCUCGCACUGCCGCGGCCUCUACAGCCGCACCUGGCGCCGCCUGCGCUUCGACGAUGACGAUGAGGGGGAGGAUGUGGGUGUGGAUGGGCGCAGGGUGGUGGUCAAGGGCCACAUGAUACUGCAACGAGAGCGGGCAACCAUAGAGCGCGGUCUGCCAGUGGGCGAGAGCGUGGUGCCCCUGGCGCGUCACUUCUCCUCCAAGGACCUCCAUGCCUCCUCCUCCGCCUCCUCCCUGCUCUCAGGCCACUACUCCACCCCCACUAAGGUGCCUCACACGGACCCCAGCUCCUCCUCCUCCGCCGACCCGCUGCUAGACUCGCGGCUGGCUGCAGUGAGGCCAGCGGGGGGCAAGCCUGCUGCUGACAGCGCCACCACCAAGGACCCCGAGGCAGCGUCCUUGCUCAGAGCAGCAGACACCAGUUCCGCUUCAGUCAAGUACUCUGGCAUCAUUGCUACUGGUGCUGCUGCUGGUGGGUCAUCUGCUGGUGGCAGUGCCAGGAAGCCCCAGCGGCCUCCUGCAGGAGGUGCUUCAGGUGCUUCGUCAGGUGCUGCCUCGCCUGCAGCAGGUGCAGCAGCCAGGGUGGGGCUGGAGGCGAGCAUCAAGUCAAGCUCAGCGGGCGAUCUGCUUCCCCUGGGCCGGGAGAAGUCAAGGCAGGCUUCUGUCCCGGGCAGUCCCCUCUUGCUCUCUCAAGCCGCCUCUCCCCUUGUCACUGCCAGGCUGCCACCCAUCAGCACCUCUGCUCACUCCACUCCACACCACCUUUCCACUGCUGUAGCUGCUGCUCCUGCUGGCAGCGUAACACCCACGCGCCCACUCUCGCCUCCCUCUCUCCUCUCAUCCGCUCUAGGCCUAAGCUCUGCAGCAAUGGUGUCAACCCCACAGCGGUAUCUCUGGAGUGGGCAGGCCACAGCAGCAACGGCAGCAGGUGCCGGAGAGCAGCAAGAAUUGGGCACCCGGCAAGGAAGCAAUCAUGCAGUGGGUGUGUCUCCUACAGAGUCCCCGCUAAUCUCGGGCCAAAGAGGUGCAGCAGCAGGUGCCGGUUCAGGAGGGACCAUCCCUGGCAACAGUAGCAGCAGCAGUCAUUGGUCGCAAACACUGCUGGAGUCGCGUUGGUCUCAGGCUGUCACGUCCCGGCUGCGUGAUGCCUCAUCCAGCAGCACAAUGGGCAGGCUGAGGGACAUUCUAGGCAGCCCACGGCAACUACAUAAGGAUGAAGGGGAUGCAGAUACGACGGUAAGGAGUGGAGGCGGCUCGACACAAGAGGCUGCUCCGGAUCUGGACAGGAUUUUUGAAAGCUUGCAUGCACGGCGAGCUGCUGCACACACGGAAGAUGAUAUGGAUGAUUUUGAAGAUCAACAUGGAUUGCUACGGACAGGAAUGGAGCAGCAAACUUUCAUGGCGUCGUCGUCAAGACCGAUCCUCUCGUUUCAGCCGAGGCUUUCCCUUACCUCGCUGCAAGGCUUCGAAGAAGCUACGUUGCGGGUCAACCCCCCCAGCGUUGUUUUCGACAACCAAUCUGACCCAGUCGCAACUCUGGUUAAAGUGGACAGCGCAAACAAGCAAGGUUGCCUUCUUCAGGUCGUACGGCUUCUGACUGACCUCGAUCUUGUAAUUUCUAAAGCUUACAUUUCUUCUGAUGGUGGAUGGUUCGUUGAUGUCUUUCAUGUCGUGGACCAACUGGGGCAAAAGGUGACAGACGAGAGCCUUAUUCAAUUCAUCAAGAAGGCGCUGGGUGCUACCAAAGACCAUCCGGAUCCGGAUGCAAAAACUUGCCUAGGAAAGCCUGUCGCGGACGAGAUAGAUUUUGAACACUCGGUCAUAGAACUCACAGGAUAUGACCGGCCUGGGCUUCUUUACGAGGUGUCCGAGGUGUUGACAAAACUGGGAUGCAACGUGGUGGGAGCAGAGGUCUGGACGCACAAUAACCGUGUGGCUAUUGUCGUUCACAUUACCCACGCAGUCAACGGCGGACCUGUCACCCACCCUGCUGCUCUGGCCGAAAUGCACGACAGCUUAUGUUCGGUGAUGGAAUCAGACAGUAUCAGAAUUGAGGCUCGAAACAGCUUUUUUGUUGGGGAGGCCCAGACUGACCGGAGGCUGCAUCAACUAAUGUUUGCAGACAGGGAUUACGAAGCCGCUGGGAUUCAUGUCUCCCCUGCUGGUGCAGCUGACGAGAAAUUGCGUCCCAGUGUUUCUGUGGGAAAUCUUCCUGGGUCGCAGUAUACAAUAAUAAAGCUGAGCUGCCUGGACCGACCGAAACUUUUGUUUGACACGGUCUGCACACUUACGGACAUGCAGUACAUCAUUCACCAUGCUACCAUAGAGUCAGAAGACGAUGUAGCGUUUCAGGAACUUUACAUCAGAACUACAGAUGGCUCCAUGCUGGACACUGAAGCUGAGAGGGAGCGCGUGGUUAAGUGCCUUGAAGCAGCUAUCUUGCGUCGCACCCCAAAGGGGAUGUGUCUGGAUCUCUGCGCUGGGGAUCGAGUUGGGAAACUUUCGGAAAAGACUGGCUAUCACAUGGCAUUGUCUCCAUCGCCAAUCUCAUUCGAGCCGAAGAUUUCAAUGGCAAGAUCUUCAGGCUUCGAAGAGGCUGCAUUACGUGUCAAUCCACCAAGGGUUGUUUUUGACAACCAUUCUGAUCCAGUCUCGACCCUUGUCAAAGUGGAUAGUGCAAAUAAGCAAGGCUGCCUUCUUCAAGUCGUGCAGCUUCUAACUGACCUUGAUCUCGUGAUCUCCAAAGCUUACAUUUCCUCAGAUGGCGGCUGGUUUGUGGAUGUUUUUCACGUCGUGGACCAAUUGGGACAAAAAGUAACUGACAAAAGCCUUAUUCGGUUCAUUGAGAAGGCGCUGGGUGCUUCGAAAGAGCAUCCUGUUCCCGAUGCAAAAACAUGCUUAGGAAAGCCUGUCGCUGAUGCAAUAGACUUCGAACAUUCCGUCAUAGAGCUCACGGGAUAUGACCGCCCAGGGAUUCUCUACGAGGUGUCGGAGGUGUUGACUAAACUGGGAUGCAACGUGGUGGGAGCAGAAGUUUGGACGCACAAUAACCGCGUAGCUUUUAUCCUACACGUAACCGAGGCUACAAAUGGCGGACCUGUUAGUGAAGCUGCUGUCUUGACCGAAAUGCGCGAGAGGCUGUGCUCUGUGAUGGAGUCAAAUAGCAUUAGGAUUGAAUCUCGGAGCAGCUUUUUUGUUGGGGAGGCGCAGACUGAUCGGAGGCUGCAUCAGCUACUAUUCGCGGAUAGAGACUAUGAAACCAUGGGCCUCAAUGCCUUCCCUACAGGUGUGGUUGAGGAGAAAGUGCGGCCCAGCGUUUCUGUGGCGAACUCCCCAGAGUCUCAGUACACAAUCAUCAAACUGACUUGUGUGGACCGACGGAAGCUUCUGUUUGACACGGUCUGCACACUGACAGACAUGCAGUACAUCAUUCACCAUGCUACGAUCGAGUCUGAGAAUGACAUCGCGCAUCAGGAGUAUUACGUCAGAACCAUGGAUGGGUCCAUGCUGGACACUGAGGCUGAGAGGGAGCGAGUUGGUAAAUGUCUUGAAGCUGCUAUUUUAAGGCGCAGCCCAAGGGGUUUGUGCCUUGACCUCUGCACUGGGGAUCGUGUUGGCUUGCUGUGCGACGUCACACGCGUAUUCCAGACCCACAACCUCUCCAUCACUGCUGCUAAUAUAUACCAGGGGAGCUCCACAUUCAUCUAG